AUGGCUGCUUCAUGGUGCAAAGAUUCCCCAAUACUCAACAAGAUCCGUGGAUGUAUCUUGCUUGUUGUGAUAGUAGUGACUCUUGUUAUAGCCAUCGGGUUCACCCUUUGGUUCAUAGGCAGCUAUGUUGAUUCAAAGUCCGGUCCGCAGACACAACCUCUUGUGCUGCGUUUGGAUGUAUUCUCUUUAUCAAAUUUUGAGGUUUCCAAUUCAUCGUUAUCUGCCGAAUGGGAUGCCAAAAUGACAUUUGGGAACCAAAACAGUGGCCUAACUGUUACCAUCUAUCCUUUCGAGAGUUUCGUGUACUACAAAGAAGGUGAAGACGCUUUGUCGUGUGCUUUAGUGGAUGCAAUGCAUAUUCCUCCGAGAAAACAGAAGACAGUGCAGAUCAAGUUUGAUUCUACAGGCUGUGGAGGGGAGCAGCCAUUUAUCGAGGAUCGUGUGCUGAAGGAGCUAAGUGAAGACCGAAAAAGUGGUUACCUGAAUUUCAGUUUGAAGAUGAAUAUAGAUGCUUCGUAUAGUAUGAGGGAGUUGUUGGGAAUGGGAACACAAGUGAGUUUAAAUCCUAAUUGUACAAAUUUGAAGAUUGAGUUAGCGGCUGCCAAAGGUGAGGGGAAGAUAACUGGGGGAAGGAAGUGUUCGGUUCCAUUGCCUAAUUGA
Messenger RNA from Fragaria vesca subsp. vesca, 660 nucleotides. RefSeq lists its product as uncharacterized. The record is from RefSeq and is a predicted model, not a curated record. Lineage: Eukaryota; Viridiplantae; Streptophyta; Magnoliopsida; Rosales; Rosaceae. The transcript has a single exon. The coding region runs from base 1 to 660 and encodes 219 amino acids. Gene Ontology annotation, cellular component: plasma membrane.